UUUGGGUUUUUUCCCUCUGCAACGAAACCUUUUGAAAAUUUUGGUGGUGGAAGAAAAUGGCUGAAUGGAAGAAAUGGGCUUCGAUAAUCUCCGUUGUCGCGUCUUCUCUGUUCUCGUUCCUCAUCGUCUUCCAGAUUCCUCUUUUCAGAGUAGCGUGUAGGAACAAGAGGUGCGAAACACCAUUAGAGGUUAUAUCCUCUGAGUUGAUUGCAAAUGAACUGGUCCCUUCAUAUGUUGUCAAGACCUUCCUUUUCCCUGGUGCCUUUGCCAAGUCUCUCCUUGCUGCUGGCUCCUCCAACUAUCACAACUUGUUCACCUCUUACGGUUUCGACCACAUUUAUCCAUCCUCCUUUUCAACUGAUAUUCAUCAUCUCGAGGUCUUUGCUGGGAGUUGUUUAUGUCUGCUUGGUGCUUUACUGAACAUCUUCAAACCCACAAGGAUUAGCUUCCUCGGAACGCUUUUGAUCUACUGGGGUCUUGUCAGAGACAUGCUUCUCUUGGACUCUGCUCAUUAUUGGAUUACCUCACAGAGAAACUCUGUUCGUGUCUACCCAAUGCUCUUUCUUGCUUCCCUUUCUGCGUUUCUCUCCAUGCGAAGCGACCUCAGGAAGAUCAUCAGAUGUUGCAGAUCUAUGCCCUCCUUAUCCACCAAAGGAGACUAGGCUUCUCUGCUUCACCAACUUAAUUCAAUAGACAGAUUCCAGUGACAUAGUAAAACAACAACUCAUUUUGUUUUUCUUUUUUCUCUUUCUGUAACUUAGGAUGUUUACAAUCAAUCUUCCUAAUGAUGAAUGUGCGAUUAAGGUUUCACUAA
Camelina sativa (false flax) is the source of this 814-nucleotide messenger RNA. RefSeq lists its product as uncharacterized. Lineage: Eukaryota; Viridiplantae; Streptophyta; Magnoliopsida; Brassicales; Brassicaceae. The record is from RefSeq and is a predicted model, not a curated record.